Molecule: messenger RNA, 768 nt
Organism: Zalophus californianus (California sea lion)
Lineage: Eukaryota; Metazoa; Chordata; Mammalia; Carnivora; Otariidae
Product: histone H3.1
Exons: 1
Coding region: 6-416 (136 amino acids)
Cellular component (GO): nucleosome
Molecular function (GO): DNA binding; protein heterodimerization activity; structural constituent of chromatin
Source: RefSeq, a predicted model, not a curated record
GUGUCAUGGCUCGCACGAAGCAGACAGCCCGCAAGUCGACCGGCGGCAAGGCCCCGCGCAAGCAGCUGGCCACCAAGGCGGCCCGCAAGAGCGCGCCGGCCACCGGCGGCGUCAAGAAGCCGCACCGCUACCGGCCCGGCACGGUGGCCCUGCGCGAGAUCCGGCGCUACCAGAAGUCCACCGAGCUGCUGAUCCGCAAGCUGCCGUUCCAGCGGCUGGUGCGCGAGAUCGCGCAGGACUUCAAGACCGACCUGCGCUUCCAGAGCUCGGCCGUCAUGGCCCUGCAGGAGGCGUGCGAGGCCUACCUGGUGGGGCUCUUCGAGGACACCAACCUGUGCGCCAUCCACGCCAAGCGCGUCACCAUCAUGCCCAAGGACAUCCAGCUGGCGCGCCGCAUUCGCGGGGAGAGGGCGUAAUACACUACGGUCUUUUUUUCCUUGAAACUUCAACCAAAGGCUCUUUUCAGAGCCACCCACUUUUUCAAGCAAAGUGGCUGUAAAACUAAUACUCCAGAGUUUAAUAUGACUAGCUAUGCACUUAGAAACGAAGGGAUAUGGAUUAGCAACACUUUUAAUGGGCCACAAAUGCUUACUUUUGUCUAAAUGUUCCCUGCAUAUGCGAACAAAACUGGCCCUUUAAGAGGUUAGGAGGUACUGCUAACUUAGGUCCUAAGGAAGAGUCGGCGUUUCAAGAGGGGCAUGAAACAGGUGGCAUUUGAAGGGCAUUAAGUAGGGCCUCCUCUGAGCAUCAGUUGUAAAACGAACAGGA